AAACUGUAUCAAUAAAACCUGCAAUGGAUCCAGAAUUAAACACUAACCUUAUCUUCAUCAAAUCCUUCGUUUUUGCAUUCAUGCUUUAUGCUCUCUUCAAAUGGUUCUUGAAGAAACAAGAUUCAAUGGCUGCUACGAAGCUGCCACAGAGCCCCCCAUCUUUACCAUUCAUUGGUCACCUUCAUUUGAUAGGCCAAGUAUUGCCUGUCUCAUUCCAGAAUCUAGCUCGCAAGUAUGGCCCACUCAUGAAGAUACGGCUCGGUGCUUCUAAGUGCGUUGUGGUCUCAAGCUCUUCGGUGGCGACAGAGAUUUUCAAGGAGCAAGAGCUUAAUUUCUCUUCGAGACCUGAGUUUGGUUCUGCUGAGUAUUUCAAGUAUAGAGGGUCCAGAUUCGUCCUUGCGCAGUAUGGAGAUUACUGGAGGUUCAUGAAGAAGCUGUGCAUGACUAAGCUUCUUGCUGUACCACAGCUGGAGAAAUUCGCUGACAUCCGUGAGGAGGAGAAACUGAAGCUGAUCGAGUCUGUGGCUAAGUGUUGCAGAGAAGGGUUGCCUUGUGACUUGAGUAGCCAGUUCAUAAAAUACACCAACAAUGUAAUCUGCAGGAUGGCGAUGAGCACGAGGUGUUCAGGUACUGAUAAUGAAGCGGAAGAGAUAAGGAAGCUGGUGAAGACAUGUUUGGAGCUUGCCGGGAAAAUCAGUGUAGGAGAUGUGUUGGGGCCAUUGAAAGUACUGGAUUUUUCUGGGAACGGGAAGAGAUUAGUGGCUGUAAUGGAAAAAUAUGACCUGCUUGUAGAGAGAAUUAUGAAAGAACGUGAGGCAAAAGCGACAAAGAAAGAAGGUACCAGAAAGGAUAUUUUGGAUAUAUUGUUGGAAACUUACAGAGAUCCCACUGCUGAAAUGAAGCUAACGAGGAAUGACAUGAAAUCUUUCCUGCUGGAUGUGUUUAUGGCGGGAACAGAUACAUCAGCAGCAGCAAUGCAGUGGGCAAUGGGGCAACUACUAAACCAUCCACAAGCGUUCAACAAGUUAAGAGAAGAAAUCAAUACCGUUGUUGGAAGUAAAAGACUGGUCAAAGAAUCAGACGUUCCUAACCUCCCUUACCUUCGAGCUGUCUUAAGGGAAACUCUGAGGCUCCACCCUUCAGCUCCUCUGAUCAUAAGAGAAUGCGCAGAAGACUGCCAGGUGAACGGGUGCCUUGUCAAGUCAAAAACACGUGUACUCGUAAAUGUCUAUGCAAUCAUGCGAGAUUCAGAACUAUGGAAGGAUGCAGACAGAUUCAUUCCCGAGAGAUUUCUAGAGAGCUCUGAAGAGAAGAUAGGUGAACAUCAGAUGGAGUUCAAGGGACAGAAUUUCCGUUACCUUCCGUUUGGGAGUGGAAGAAGAGGAUGUCCAGGAGCAUCCCUUGCCAUGAAUAUGAUGCAUAUAGGUGUGGGUUCAUUGGUGCAGCGCUUCGACUGGAAGAGUGUUGAUGGACAGAAGGUCGAUCUGAGCCAAGGUUCUGGUUUUUCUGCUGAGAUGGCUCGACCACUAGUGUGCAACCCUGUGGAUCACUUUAAUACUUUCUAACUUUCCAAGUGCUUUCUUACCCAAGAAUUAUAUGUAUAAAAGAACCAUGGUUCUGUAUCAUUUCAAAGCUCUUACAUAAAACUUGUUUUCCAAUAUGGUCCUUAAAUCAAUAUGAUAAAUAACACAUCUGCUUACUGUAACUACAUAUGCAUAUAA
Molecule: messenger RNA, 1721 nt
Organism: Camelina sativa (false flax)
Lineage: Eukaryota; Viridiplantae; Streptophyta; Magnoliopsida; Brassicales; Brassicaceae
Product: 3,9-dihydroxypterocarpan 6A-monooxygenase-like
Cellular component (GO): membrane
Molecular function (GO): iron ion binding; oxidoreductase activity, acting on paired donors, with incorporation or reduction of molecular oxygen, NAD(P)H as one donor, and incorporation of one atom of oxygen; heme binding
Source: RefSeq, a predicted model, not a curated record